Messenger RNA from Caretta caretta (loggerhead turtle), 5049 nucleotides. RefSeq names its product microtubule associated monooxygenase, calponin and LIM domain containing 1 (gene MICAL1). Lineage: Eukaryota; Metazoa; Chordata; Testudines; Cheloniidae. The record is from RefSeq and is a predicted model, not a curated record. Gene Ontology annotation, molecular function: protein binding; FAD binding.
GCUUCUCCACCCCCCAGCCCGGGGGGGCUGCACAGCCUGGACCGCGCUCGCUGCCGCAGCGAGCAGGAAACGGAGAGCGGGUUUAAUUUCCAUUUCCUGCUCUCUUACCGAGACUCCCGCACGGUCACACGCAGCCCGGCCCUGCCCAGCCUCGGCAGGCAGGAAGCGAGCUCGGGGCGGACCCUGGGGGGCCAGGAUCUCCGAGCCAACCCAUGCGCCUCCGCAGGCCGGGGCUGCCAGCUCUCCGGGCGCCUCUGCAUACUCCCUUCUUGACCCCGAGUACCCAGGAUGAACACUCAAGAUGGGGAGCAGGGUAACCCGGCUCACUCCCUUUUCGAAACCUUCCUCCAUGCCAGCCACUGCCAGGAGGUGCUGGACAGCUUCCAGGCCUUAUGUGGGCAGCUGGGUCUGGAGCACAAGGGCCAGCUGCCAUUCUACCGUAAGCUCAAGUCCUGCCUUAACGACUGGAGUGCCAAGGACCUGUGGGGCAAGCUGGAUAAGAAGGCUGGACACAAAGACUAUGACCAGGGAAGGGCAUGUGCCAACACCAAGUGCCUGAUCAUCGGGGCAGGCCCCUGCGGGCUCCGCACCGCCAUCGAGCUGGCCUUCCUGGGGGCCCACGUCGUGCUGGUGGAGAAGAGAGACUCCUUCUCCCGCAACAACGUGCUGCACCUCUGGCCUUUCACCAUCCACGACCUGCGGGUGCUGGGCGCCAAGAAGUUUUACGGGCGCUUCUGCACCGGGACCUUGGAUCACAUCAGUAUCCGACAGUUGCAGCUGAUCCUCCUGAAGGUCGCCUUGCUCCUGGGGGUUGAAGUUCAUGUCAACGUGCAGUUUGAGGGGCUCAUCCCCCCCGCAGAGAAGGGAAGCGGACGGGGUGGUGCCUGGAGGGCUGCGCUCCAGCCCAGCUCCUCUCCCGUGGGGCAGUAUGAAUUUGACGUCCUCAUCUCAGCUGGAGGAGGCAAAUUUGUGCCUAAAGGGUUCAAGCGGAAGGAGAUGCGUGGGAAGCUGGCGAUCGGCAUCACCACCAACUUCGUCAACCGCCACAGCCGGGCCGAGGUGGAGGUCGCCGAGAUCAGCGGUGUGGCCCGCAUCUACAACCAGCAGUUCUUCCAGAACCUCUACAACAAAACAGGUAUCGACUUGGAGAACAUUGUCUACUACAAAGACGACACCCACUAUUUUGUCAUGACGGCCAAAAAACAGAGCCUGCUCAGAAAGGGGGUCAUUGUCCAGGACAAAGCGGACAUAGAGAGCUUGCUGUCUGCUGAGAACAUCAGUCAAGAAGCCCUCCUCAGCUAUGCCAAGGAAGCUGCCAACUUCUCCACCAACUACCAGCUGCCUGACUUGGAGUUCGCUCUGAACCACCGGAACUGCCCGGACGUCGACAUGUUUGACUUCACCUGCAUGAACCGCUCGGAGAACGCAGCCCUGGUACGCGAGUGCCACGGGGCCCGGCUGCUCAUCGGGCUGGUGGGAGACUGUCUGGUGGAGCCAUUCUGGCCGCUGGGCACCGGUGUGGCGCGGGGUUUUUUGGCCGCCUUUGACACUGCCUGGAUGGUGAAAAGAUGGGCAGCAGGAACCUCCCCACUGGACCUUCUGGCUGAGAGGGAGAGCAUCUACCAGCAGCUGUCUCAAACGUCCCCCGACAACACCAACAAAAACACCAGCCAGUACAGCAUUGACCCUACUACUCGCUACCGCAACAUCAACCUCCAAGCCAUAAAGCCCAACCAGGUCCGUGACAUGUAUGUGGUGGGGAUGAUCGAGAUCGACCAUAAGAAGAGAAACAGUCGUGAGAGCACAGACGUCGGCAGGGCCUACGAGGAGCUCCUGAGCUGGUGCCAGACCCACACGGCGGGUUACCGCGGCGUCACGGUGACGGACUUCACGCACUCCUGGAAAAGCGGCCUGGCCCUGUGUGCCCUCAUCCACCGCUUCCGGCCCAACCUCCUAGAUUUCAACUCCCUGGACCAGCACAGUCCCAUCAAGAACAACCAGAUGGCCUUGGACAUCGCCGAGCAGGAGCUAGGCAUCCCGCCCGUCCUCUCCAGCACUGAAAUGGCCUCCGUGGCCGAGUCCAACCAGCUCGGACUCAUCACCUACCUGAGCCAGUUCUAUGAAGCCUUCAAGUCUUCUGCAAAACCAGAGGAGAGAGUGGGGAAGCUGCUAGCUCCUCCCAGCACCCGGGGAGCCGUCCUGUUCCUCAGCAAGCUCCAGAAGAGUCUGAGUCUGACUCGCAAGCGCAACCAGGACAGUGCCCAGCAGGACGCCAAGACCAAGAGGACGAGGAGAGAAGCAGGGGUGGAAUCAGGGGUGGGAGGCGACUUGUUCAUCGCUGACCUUGGCCGGGGGACAAACCGCCAGGAGCAGCCUCAACCCACCAAGACCAGCGCUUCCGAUUCCACGCUGGGCAGGCUGCAGAGCUCGCUCACCUCCCCCACGGAGAGCAGUGACGCCUGUUACUUCUGCGGCAAGCGGGUGUACAUCCUGGAGCGGGUCAGCGCCGAGGGGCACUUCUUCCACCGAGGCUGCUUCCAGUGUCAUCAGUGUGGAACCACGCUGCGCCUGGGGGACUUCGCCUUCGACGAGGAUGACGGACACUUCUACUGCAUGCUGCACUAUUCCAGCCCCCGUAGCAUGGAGGUGCCGGACAGCGGGUCCCAGGCUGCACCACAUGAGGACCCCUCCCAGGGCGCCCGAUUCUGCUCUCCCUCCGACACCAGCAGCCUGGGCUUGGCCACUGAGGCGGCAAAGCUGAGAGUGGAUUCUGAUGAGCAGGGCCCUCCUGGGAGCCCGUCCGCCUUCCCGAAACAGCUGGCAGCGGAUCAGCCUUCAGAGCCGUGGGAGGGAGCUGCAGGAGCCGGGGAGGGCGGCGUCCCAGCCAGAGAGGACAGAGGCGCUGGCAUGGCAGACAUGCAGCAACCUGCUGCUCUGCCCUGCACUGUGCUGGCGGAGGAUAUGGGAAGGCCCGUCUCCUCCCAUACGGCAGGCAGGGCCCAGCCUCAGGACCCUGGGGCUGGCCGAGGAGAUGGGGUCAACGGCUGGUCUCAGCAGGAGGAAUGCAGCUCGGGUGCAGCACUGUGGCAACCCACCCCAGGGCCUCCAGAAAAGGGGCCCGCACCCCCCGGCUUCAGGCAGGCCGAGGAGGAGGGGGAAGACACCAGGAAGAGGAAGAAAAUUCAGCUGUCACCCUCGGAAAAGCUCAAGCUGUCCACGCUCAGCCUGGACUCCGAGACAGAGAGCCAGGAGGGUCCUGGGACGCACCGGGCAGGCUCAGAGCCGUUGCGAAGCGCCGUCCCGGCGAAGGACCAGGGUGCUCCAGAAAGAGGGCAGGUCUGCUGGGCUGAGCCCAGAUUCAGCGAGGAGGCCGAAGACAUAGAGGAGACUGACAGUGAUGGUGAAGAGGAGGAGGAAGAGGAGGAGAGCCAAGAUCUUGGAUACUUAACAAAGAAGUGUCUCCUAAGUUUGGGCGAAAAGGAAAAAUAUUCCACCUUGAAGAGAACGCUGACCCGCCGCGCCAAAGAGGCAGAGAUGAAGAGGUUCUGCAAAGCCCAGUCCAUCCAGAGGCGUCUGGAGGAGAUUGAAGUGACGUUCCGGAAGCUGGAGGAGAAGGGGAUAAAGCUGGAGAGAUCACUGCGGGGCGAAGGAGGGACCCAGUCUGAGCUGAAGACCCAGUGGAUGAACCAGUUACUCUCUCUGGUGCAGAAGAAGAACAGUCUGGUUUCCGAGGAGUCGGACCUCAUGAUUGAGGUGCAAGGGCUGAAGCUGGAGGAGAAGCAAUGCCAGCUGGACCAGGAACUGCGGCGGUACAUGAACAUGGAAGAGACGCUGAAGAUGCCCCAGGACAGGCUGGCGGAGAAGGAGAUCCUGGCCCAGCUGCUGGAGGUGGUGAACCAGCGAAACGCCCUGAUCCAUGUGCUGGACGAGAAGCGCCUUAGCGAGCUGAGCGAGGCUUUCCCAGGGUCGGCCUGAUGAGCCGCCGGCCCGAUCCCUGCCACGGACCGCUUCCCCACGUCAGCCUGGCUCCUCGUUCUGCCAGGACACGAUGGGACAUGACGGCCCAAGAGACUGUGCGGGCCUCUCCCCAGCAGUGUGAGAGCUGCUGGCAGGGUCAGGUCACCCUGGGAGAGGUAAGGGGGCAUGUACGGAGGCAGCAUGCCCCUGACACUAUGGCUAAAGCCUCACUGAAGGGGGUGAAUCUGCUGCCUGGAGCGCCAGGCCCCUCUUCCGCCUGCUCUGGCAGAAUGCAAGGACAAGCCCAGUUCUUGGAACGGGGGCUUCUGUUGAUGGGGCUGGGCCCCUAACCCAACAGGCAGGCUUAGCAGGUUCCUCUCUCGUUUUAGUGCUGGAGCGCUGCUCCCCAGACCAAAGGGGAGCAGAUUUGGUUGCGUGGCAGAGUUUGCCUUAGGCUUCAUCUCCAGUAGGGAACAAGGCUGACACCACACCUGGCUUGCAGCAUGUUAGAAAUGCACAAGGCAGCUGUCCCGUUAACCCCGUGUUGCCAGGUGGGGGUAGAGCACUUAGUGUUUUAACCCCGUAGCUGAUGGAUACACGAGACUCCCCAUCAGGGUUUACUCCAGCUGCCUUGCAGCGUGGAUGUUUAAGCCAAGUUAACUAGCCCCUUUUUCCCCAGUGAAGACACAGCCUUGGCUUUAAUGCUUUAUCGGCACGAUUAAGUUAUUCAGGGCAUGAGUUCUCAGGUUCCUUUUAAGCCCAGUCCUCAGGGAGUUGCUGGAUUCCUUUCAGAUCAGUCCUGUUAGAAAUGCUCUUGGUGUCCCCCAAAAUGUUUUCUUCUGCAGCCCAGACAAGGGGGCCUAUCCAGAGCCAACCAAACAGCUACAGGCUGCAGUAUCUGGCGCACAGCGCCUCCUGCUGGUCCCCCUCCCUGCAGAUUCCUGUAACUUCUCCUGCUCCCUGUCGUAUGCAGUGUUGUUGUGGCCAUGUGGGUCCCAGGGUACUAGAGAGACAAGUAGGUGAGCUCUGGGUAAGCUCAAACUUGUCACUCCCUCGCAGAAGUUGGUCCAAUAAAACAUUUUACCUCACCCA